Molecule: messenger RNA, 3872 nt
Organism: Linum tenue
Lineage: Eukaryota; Viridiplantae; Streptophyta; Magnoliopsida; Malpighiales; Linaceae
Source: the annotation of a GenBank genome assembly
AGCAAUUGAAUCGCUCUCUCUUUAAUUUUUAUUUUUUUAAAUGAUUAAACUUUGAGUUAUUAUUCUGUUUGGCCAAUUGAUUAUUUUUAUACGAAGUUGUACGAACCGAUAGCAGAGAUCUACUUUGGGUUCCCGAUUCUACUCAACCUCUGCGUCUGGGAGGAGAAAAAUAUAUAACGAGGGAGGCAGGCCACAGUUCUCUUCUCUGGGACAGUAGCUGAGAGAAGGGAGAAGCUCGGAAGGAGAAGGGAAGGCGGGGCUUUCCUGGUUGCGUAGCUGGAUCGUGAUGUAUUUUAUGCUUCCGAUUCAAAAGGAUUAGAAUUGGAUUUUGAUUCAGUGAAUUUUCGUAUAAGGAAUUGAAAUCGAUGGGGAAGGGAGGGCAGGACGUAGGGAAGAACGGGAAAGUCGGGCUUGAAUCGGAGGAGAAUCGGGAUGUCUUCCCGGCCUGGUCGAAGGACGUGAAAGAAUGUGAGGCCAAGUACGAAGUCGACGUUCAGCAGGGGCUGCCGGCUGCGGAGGUGGAGAAGAGGCUCCAGAUCUAUGGUCACAACGAGCUGGAGAAGCACGAAGGGACAUCUAUUUGGGAGCUGAUAGUGGAGCAAUUCAAGGACACGUUAGUUAGGAUAUUGUUGGCCGCUGCCGUCAUAUCUUUUGUUUUGGCGUGGUAUGAUGGCAAGGAAGGUGGCGAGAUGGAGAUCACGGCUUUCGUGGAGCCGUUGGUUAUUUUCCUGAUAUUGAUUGUGAAUGCAAUUGUCGGGAUUUGGCAGGAGAGCAACGCCGAGAAGGCGUUGGAAGCUCUGAAGGAAAUCCAGUCAGAGCAUGCUGCUGUUAUUAGAGAUGGGAAGAAGAUCUCUAGCCUCCCUGCCAAGGAACUUGUUCCUGGGGAUAUUGUGGAGCUGAGGGUUGGUGAUAAGGUGCCUGCAGAUAUGCGGGUUGUGAGUUUGGUCAGCUCUACGGUUAGGGUCGAGCAGGGUUCUUUGACCGGUGAGAGUGAAGCUGUGAGCAAGACUGUUAAACCAGUUGCUGAGCAUACUGAUAUUCAGGGCAAAAAAUGUAUGGUUUUUGCUGGAACGACAGUGGUGAAUGGUAACUGCAUGUGCUUGGUCACUGGCACUGGAAUGAACACUGAGAUAGGGAAGGUGCAUUCACAAAUUCAUGAAGCCUCUCAGCACGAGGAAGAUACCCCGUUGAAGAAGAAGUUGAAUGAAUUUGGAGAGGCCCUAACCAUGAUUAUUGGAGUUAUUUGUGCAUUGGUUUGGCUCAUUAAUGUCAAGUACUUUCUUACUUGGGAAUAUGUUGAUGGCUGGCCAAGGAACUUCAAGUUCUCAUUUGAGAAGUGCACGUAUUACUUUGAGAUUGCUGUGGCUUUGGCAGUGGCUGCCAUACCUGAAGGAUUACCAGCAGUCAUAACAACAUGUUUGGCACUUGGCACUCGCAAGAUGGCCCAAAAGAAUGCACUUGUCAGGAAGCUUCCAAGUGUCGAAACUCUUGGUUGCACCACUGUCAUCUGCUCUGAUAAAACUGGAACUCUGACAACCAAUCAGAUGGCUGUAUCAAAGCUUGUGGCUAUGGGUUCUAGGGCUGGAAAUCUGAGAUCAUUCGAUGUGGAAGGCACAACUUAUAAUCCAUUCGAUGGUAAAAUAGAAGAUUGGCCUGUUGGUCGAAUGGAUGCUAAUCUUCAGAUGAUCGCCAAGGUUGCUGCAAUCUGCAAUGAUGCUGGUGUGGAGCAAUCAGGACAGCAUUAUGUUUCUACUGGAAUGCCUACCGAAGCUGCACUGAAGGUUUUGGUGGAGAAAAUGGGAUUUCCUGGAAUAGUCAAUCAUGAUGCUUCUUCUUUGAGCGCUGAAACUUUACGUUGCUCUGGCCUGUGGAAUAAAAUGGAGCAGCGAAUUGCAACUCUUGAAUUUGACAGAGACAGAAAAUCAAUGGGUGUCAUUGUCAAUUCUAGCUCUGGUAGAAAGGUGCUGCUAGUUAAGGGUGCUGUUGAAAAUGUGCUGGAGAGAAGUACUCAUAUUCAGUUGCUUGAUGGAUCUACUGUAGAACUAGACCAAUAUUCUCGGGAUCAUAUUUUACAGAGCCUUCAUGACAUGUCAACCACUGCAUUACGCUGCCUCGGGUUUGCAUACAAAGAGGAUCUUCCAGAGUUUGACACAUACAAUGGCGAUGAAGAUCAUCCAGCCCAUCAACUGUUACUUAAUCCAUCUAACUAUUCUUCCAUCGAGAGUAAACUUGUGUUUGUUGGUUUGGUUGGGCUGAGGGAUCCACCACGCAAAGAAGUUCCUCAAGCAAUUGAGGACUGCAGGGCUGCUGGAAUCAGAGUUAUGGUUAUUACCGGAGACAACAAAAAUACUGCAGAGGCUAUUUGCCGUGAAAUUGGUGUCUUUGGACAGUAUGAUGAUAUCAGCUUAAGAAGCUUUACCGGGAGAGACUUCAUGGACCAUCCCAACAGAAAGGAGGUUUUGAGACAAAGUGGGGGUCUAUUAUUCUCUAGAGCAGAACCAAGGCACAAACAAGAAAUAGUGAGGCUGCUGAAGGAGGAAGGAGAGGUGGUUGCAAUGACUGGAGAUGGUGUCAACGAUGCACCUGCUUUGAAGUUGGCUGACAUUGGAGUUGCUAUGGGCAUUGCCGGAACAGAGGUCGCAAAAGAAGCAUCUGAUAUGGUGUUGGCGGAUGACAAUUUCAGCACCAUUGUUGCUGCUGUUGGCGAAGGCAGGUCAAUUUACAACAACAUGAAGGCAUUUAUCAGGUACAUGAUCUCCUCAAACAUGGGUGAGGUUGCUUCCAUAUUCUUGACAGCUGCUCUGGGUAUCCCGGAGGGUAUGAUUCCUGUCCAACUUUUAUGGGUGAAUCUCGUCACUGACGGGCCUCCAGCAACAGCUUUAGGAUUUAACCCUGCUGAUAAAGAUAUAAUGAAGAAGCCUCCCAGAAGAAGCAACGAUUCACUGAUCACUCCUUGGAUAUUAUUCCGCUACCUGGUGAUUGGUCUCUACGUCGGGGUAGCAACUGUCGGAGUCUUCGUCAUAUGGUACACCCACAGCUCGUUCAUGGGGAUCAACCUGAGUGGAGACGGUCACACACUCGUCACCUACUCCCAGCUAGCAAGCUGGGACCGUUGCGACUCGUGGAAGAACUUCACUGUCACGCCCUUCACUGCUGGUGCACAGACCUUCAACUUCGACUCGAACCCUUGCGACUACUUCAGGUCUGGCAAGAUCAAGGCUUCCACGCUCUCGCUCUCAGUGCUCGUGUCCAUCGAGAUGUUCAACUCGCUCAAUGCUCUCUCUGAAGACGGAAGCCUCCUGACGAUGCCUCCGUGGGUGAACCCGUUCCUCCUCCUGGCCAUGGCUGUCUCGUUCGCGCUGCAUUUCUUGAUCCUGUACGUGCCUAUCCUUGCCCAGAUUUUCGGGAUCGUGCCUCUUAGCCUGAACGAGUGGCUGUUGGUGGUGGCCGUGGCUUUCCCCGUCAUCCUGAUCGAUGAGGUUCUCAAGUUCGUUGGAAGGUGCACGAGUCAGUCGAGACAUUCUCGUUCGACCUCAUCAAAGCAGAAAUCCGAGUAGGGGUUGGAACCACGUAGGGGGAGAGCGCUGUGUUUAUUUGAUUGUGGUCCUUUUCGUUGAUGAAAUCAAUGACGAUCAUUAUGUGGCUUUGGACCAUGGAAAGAAAGUAUUUGAUUAGAUUAAAUUUAGAUAAAAAGAACUGUUCUUACUCUUUGCUCUUUAACCUUAGAUGUACCAACUUCGAAGAAUAGUCUACAAUUUUGUCUCGGUUUCUUGUUUCUCGUUAGACAUGAAAGAUAAAGGCUGUUUGUGGUUUUCAAUGGCGGUUUUAAGGCCAUUCAAUUGAAUCGAAUUCAAUCUAACAUUUUCACAUCA